CUGGCACCUGGGAGCGAGGGAGUGAGGGAGUGAGAGAGAGAGAGAGAGAGAGAGAAGAGGGGGGAGAGUAAGAGAGAGAGAGAGAGAAACAGACAGACACACACAGAGAGAGAAAGAGAGAGACGAUGUACUUUCACAUGGUAAUGAUGGGGCUCAGAUAGAACAGACUGAGGCAGGCAAACAGAGAGAGAAAGAGAUCAAGAGAAAGGGAUAGAAGGAUAGAAGGAGAUACAGGGUGGAAAUAGAGUGCUGUACAAGCUGUCUGAGUGGCAGAGCUACAGACUGCUUCAGUUUGUUCUCAGGAAAAGAAAAGCUUCCUCUUUUUCUUUCACUCGUCCAAAUCAACGGAGCGAGAAACCAACCGGCCACCAUCAGAAACCAUCCGAAACACCCUGCAGAAGACAAACUGAGGCUAGAGGAGAGGUGGAGAGAGCGCGAGAGCAACACCGGGAGCCUGGCUGGGCUGCUUUCAGCCUCGAGAAUGCUGCAGACCAUCUACGAGAGCGAGAGCCGCAUCCCCGCCGACUGGCUGAGGACCAUACUGGACUCACACAGCAUCUCCAGCACCGUGAUCAGCCCAGGUUCGGAGGUGCUGUCGCCGGUGAACAGGUCUGAGGUCAGCAUGCCGGAGUGGGAGCGAGACUCGGAGGAGUGGGAGAGGCAGCUGCAGAGGGAGCUGCUACUGAUCCAGAGGCAGCAGCAGAUCCAGAAACAGCUGCUCAUCUCCGAAUUCCAGAAACAGCACCAGGCUCUGCUGCGGCAGCACCAGGCUCAGCUACAGGAGCACAUCAAGCUCCAGCAGGCUCUGCUGACUCUUCGGCAGCAGCAGGAGGCGCUGGCUGAGGAGCGCCUGCCGGAGGCUGAGGAGGAGCAGGACGAGGUGCGAGGGGAGGAGCAGGAACGAGUCCAGAAGGAGCACCAGCACCUCAGCCAGAGGAAGAAGGAGCGUUCAAAAGAGAGUGCAAUGGCCAGCUCGGAGGUGCGUCAGAAACUGCACGACUUCCUGCUGAGCAAAUCCAGCAAAGACGUCCUUCCUUCAGGCCAUCCGCUCAACCAGCACUCAAAGCUCUGGUACAUCACCAGCCAGCACAUGUCCAUGGAGCAGAAUUCACCUCCAUUAGGAGAGACGCCCCCCAAAUUUAAAUCCCCCCUGCCCUCUGGCCUGGACACCCGGGAGGACUUCCCCCUCAGGAAGACGGCGUCUGAGCCCAAUCUGAAGGUUCGUUCUCGGUUGAAGCAGAAGGUUUCGGAGCGGAGGAACGGACCCAUGCAGCGGCGCAGAGAUGGCAGUGUGCUCGUCACGCCACCCAAGAAACGCUCAAUGGAGCCCAGUGAUUCCUCAGCCAAUGACAGCUCUCCAAGCUCUGGCCCCAGCUCUCCCAUUGGCUUAUGCAGCAAUGAGAAUGGUGCACCCUACCGGCCCAGCACCACCCAGCUAGAGAAAUAUUUACCACAGGGCGGGAUUGUGAAGGCAGAUGGCUCCCUGGCUCUGCUGAACCUCUACACGUCACCCUCCCUGCCCAACCUCACCCUGGGUCUCCACUCUGGACCUUCUCCAAUCAGCUCUGCCUCGUCUCUGAAGGAGCACGCAGGUGAGGCAGUGGGCGGUCAGUCCGUUAGCCGCGAGUCGAAAGUGAACAGCAGCCACCAGGCUCUGCUUCAACACCUUCUGCUGAAGGAGCAGAACAGACAGCAGAAGAUGCUCUCGCCCAGCAGUGCCAGUGUGCUGCCUCAGUCUCCCCUGGCAAUGAAGGACCGUUCAGGAGGAGGAGCUCGCCCCAGGUUGCCAAGGCAUCGCCCUCUGAACCGGACACAGUCAGCCCCGCUGCCCCACAGCACGCUGGCCCAGCUCGUCCUUCAGCAGCAGCACCACAACUUCGUGGAGAAACAAAAGCAGUACCACCAGCAGAUCCAUAUUAACCAGAUGCUGUCUCAGUCCAUCGAGCAGCUGAGGAACCCCACCGCCCACCUGGAGGAGGAUGAGGAAGGAGUGCUGUUACCUGAGCUUAAAGGCCAGGAGCUCACACUGCCCCCUGCUGGAGUCAUCCGCACUCACAGCAGCAACAGCAGCAUCAGCAACGGCAGCAGCAGCAGCCGAUUAGAGAACGGCACGCAGACGGAGGCUCCCCCAGCGCAGGUGGGGGUGAUCAGGGUGAAAGAGGAGCCGCAGGAGCCCGACAGCAUGAUGGAGGAAGGAGGAGGUGAUGGAGGUGCAGCGAGAAGAAGGGAUGAGGGGAGAAAUUCGAACGAGGAGAAUCUGAACGAUGCAGCUCUGCUGCAGAUCAAGACUGAACAGUACGUUGAGAAUAUGACGGAGACGGAUGUGUGAGACAGAAAGCGAGAGAAAGAAUGAAAGAACAGUAAAAGUGCAUGAUGGAGAGCUGGAGAAGGAACGUGGAAAGAUAAAGUACGAGGUUUUCUGAGUAAAAUUGUGAUAAACAGGAUGGACACAAGAGAGUGAAAUAGCAUCUUUAUAACUUAUAACUCAUCAUUUUUCCAGUUUUACCACAAUGUUUUCACUUUCCUCUCUUUUCUUCCUUUCAUUUUUUAAAUUCUGUCUUUUCCAGAGAAGAUGAGGACCUAUAAUAAUGACUCUUGUACACCACUACAUAGAAGAAACAUCUGUACCACUUUAAAAUAGGGCUCCUUCACAAAGGGUUUAUAAACAGUUUAUAAAGGAGUUUAUUAAUGUUUUAUUAAUAAGGUUGUAAAUACUUUAUAAACCAUUAAUAAGCAGUUAUUAAUGCCAAAUAGUGAUUCCACAUAAAUUUAUACUGUUAAAGCUCAUAUAUGGAUGCUUAUCUUACUUUGUCUGUUCUACCAGUCAGCAGUCAUUAACAUAUCUCUUAAUAACAUAUUUGAUAUUAAUUUUAUUGGCCUUGAUUAAUAAUUUAUUCAUUAAUCAUAAUAAUAUUGUGUUUGUUUACAUUAAAUAACAUUAAAUAACUAAACUGGCUUUCUAUAUUAUUUUAUUGUGAUGUGAAGUCCAUAUGCUGACUGAUGAAAAAAACUAAGUAUGAUAUGUUUUGCCAUUAAUAAACUCCCUCUUAAGCCCUAUCCUGAUGGGAUUAGUUUCUCAGGGGGACAUCUGUGAAACAAUACUGUAUUUAACACUUCUACUCAGUGAUUAAACUCCUUCAUCCGGACUGCAAUUGAAAAAAACAGACGAUCAGUGUGUUUUUUUGUUGUCACAUGACAACACAGUGUUCAGUAGCUCCUCCAUUUCCACACGCUGUUGUAUUUUUAUGUGGAUCUCCAUGGAAACGCACAGCCUAAGUGUUAUUAUGGUGCGCGGCAGUGGACAAAGCUAUUUUAUUAAGGAGGAGACGACACUCAGAGAUGUGCGUCCAGACAGGACUAAAAUUACCGGAGGACCACGAAAAGAGUUCAGAAAAUUAGGCCUAUUAACUAUCUAUAAACCCUUUUUAUAAAAAAGCCUUAUUUUAAAGUGGUACCAAAACAUGUAAUUUAACAUCUAACAAUAUCCCCUAACUCCAAAUGUCCAAAAUGUUUGAAGUUCUAAAUUGUGUUUCUUUAGUUUUGCACUGGAGCUACAAAGGAAAAGUGCAGAACUGUGCCAAAGUCUUAGAACAACUUUGAUUUGUGGGAUUUCUAGUCAAAAAAGCCAAAGUGAUAAUAUUUAACUUAAAUAUCCUGAUAUUUAAAUAUCCUGAAUGGACAUGCAAAAAAUUGAGAUGAUACAAAACAGAAAUAACUUAUUCUAAAUUUCUAUAACUGAAGUUUGGAGGUAUAGAAACUAUAAAAGCUAUAAAAAAUAAAAAUGCAUCUGCUAUUAGAUUUAUUCCAGCAAAUACAAUACUGUAGAUGAACACCAGAAACUAAUCUAGGCUGGAAAAGAAGAAAUAAAGGGGGGUGAUUGGAUUUUCUGCACAGUACUGUAGGUCCUAUAAAUGAAUGAAAGCUUAUAGCUUAUAGUUAGCACUGUAUUAACUACAUGUAUUUCCAGUACAAAACUAAAGAAUUUGCUAUUGAAAAUUGGUAAAAACCAAUAUGUUCAUCAUUACUGUCUCAUUAUAACAGGGUGGUAUGGUUGUUGGUAUGGUUUUUGACAAAAACAGACAAAACAAGGAGAGUAUUUGAUCAAAUUAAACAGAAUAAAAUAAAACAGAUGUUCUCAGAACAAAUAACUGAUCCCCGCAGAAUCCAGACCUCAACCUCAUUUAAUGUAUUUGGGAUGGCUUGAGAUGAUACAAAGCAGAAAAGACUCCUUAUACAUUUCUAAAACUGAAUUUUGGGAACUUUGGAGGUAUAAAACCCCCUCUCUGCUGAUAUAUGAAGAAACACUGAUAUUAAAAAGCCUGUUCUGUGUGAGGCUUUCCUCUCUCUUGGAUGCUGAGGAGUGAUUCUGACCCACGUGUGUCACCGUUACCCACAGAUCUGUGCUACUUUUGUGCUCUUUCUCUCCGUUGCCUUCCUUCACGUGUACGUUGUUGUGUGUAAUAUAGAAAAGCUAUGACCACCGAGAUUUAACUCUCACUAUUCAGGAUGCUGAUGAGUUGUAGUGUAAUCUGCGUCCAGACCCUCACUGACGAACUCCCACAGCAUCUCCUCACGUGAUCCAACAACUCUUGAUAGCGAGCUUUUCAGCUGUUUGUUUACCAUAAGUGUACAUACGCUGUAUGAACCGGGGCGCGGUCCCUUCCUGUAUUGAAGAAUACUGUUCUGUUGUUUUUAAUCUGUUCCUACUUUAUUGAGCUUAUUUUGGUCCUGUGUGAUUCUAAAGGGUUGCCAAGCACAUUUUGUCUUCACGUAUGCUGUCAGACUCUUACACUGUAAAAAAUCAAUGAAAAAAAUAAAGUUAGGCCAACUUAAAGUGAUAAAGUAACUGAUUACAGUGUGUUUUUCAACUUAGACUGAGUUAUACAUUUUUCUUCAUUUUAAUUCACAUUGUAUGGUUGUGCAUCCCAGUCUGAUCAACAAUAUGUUUUAAAAAUAGCUCUGGAAAAAAAUUAAGAAGAGACCACUUCAGUUUCUGAAUCAGUUUCUCUGAUUUUGCUAUUUAUAGGUUUAUAUUUGAGUAAAAUGAACAUUGUUGUUUUAUUCUAUAAACUACAGACAACAUUUCUCCCAAAUUCCAAAUAAAAAUAUUGUCAUUUAUAGCAUU
This is a messenger RNA of Astyanax mexicanus (Mexican tetra), 5125 nucleotides long. RefSeq names its product histone deacetylase 9-B. Gene Ontology annotation, biological process: chromatin organization. Lineage: Eukaryota; Metazoa; Chordata; Actinopteri; Characiformes; Acestrorhamphidae. Gene Ontology annotation, cellular component: histone deacetylase complex. The record is from RefSeq and is a predicted model, not a curated record. Gene Ontology annotation, molecular function: histone deacetylase activity. Bases 482 to 2329 code for a protein of 615 amino acids. The transcript is spliced from 11 exons.